This is a messenger RNA of Sus scrofa (pig), 8859 nucleotides long. RefSeq names its product progestin and adipoQ receptor family member 9 (gene PAQR9). Gene Ontology annotation, cellular component: membrane. The record is from RefSeq and is a predicted model, not a curated record. Lineage: Eukaryota; Metazoa; Chordata; Mammalia; Artiodactyla; Suidae. Gene Ontology annotation, molecular function: signaling receptor activity.
UUCGAACGCCCGCGUGGCUGUCGGGUUUCGAAUCCCGGCGCCGACCCUCGCCCUCGACGCGGGCUGCCGAGUCGCUGGCGCAGCCUUCGGCCCUCGCAUCAAUCAUUAACGGGCCAACUCGGGCUUCUGCGACCCGAGAAAGGGGGAUGGUACGGAACUCGAGACGGGGGACAACUCUAUUGCCCGAGGCGGCCGCGAAAUACUAGCCAGGGAGGCCCGGGAACGGCUGCUCAGAGGCUCAGGUCUUUUCUGGAACCUGCAGCGACGCCCCCGGCGCGUGCACAAAGGCUCCGACGGCGGCCGGCGGGGACUGGCGAGCGCGCUGGUGCCGGCGCCAGAGGUCGCCUGUGCGCGCCCUAGCCAAGCCCCGGGCACCAUGCCGCGGCGCCUGCAGCCCCGGAGCGCGGGCACAAAAGGCCCGCCUGGCAUGACCGCGGCGGCUUCAGAGGCCGCCUCUCGCUCCCACCCCUCGGCCUCCGGAGACCCUGCGGCAUCCGCCAAGCCGCUGCUGCGCUGGGACGAGGUGCCCGACGACUUCGUGGAGUGCUUCAUCCUGUCCGGCUACCGGCGGCUGCCAUGCACCGCGCAGGAGUGCCUAGCCUCGGUGCUGAAGCCUACCAACGAGACGCUCAACUUCUGGACGCACUUCAUCCCGCUGCUGCUGUUUUUGAGCAAGUUCUGCCGCCUGUUCUUUCUAAGUGGCCGCGAUGUGCCCUUCCACCACCCAUGGCUGCUGCCGCUGUGGUGCUACGCGUCGGGCGUGCUGCUGACCUUCGCCAUGAGCUGCACGGCGCAUGUGUUCAGCUGCCUGUCGCUACGCCUGCGCGCCGCCUUCUUCUACCUGGAUUACGCGUCCAUCAGCUACUAUGGCUUCGGCAGUACUGUGGCCUACUACUACUACCUGUUGCCGGGCCUGAGCUUGUUGGACGCCAGGGUGAUGACCCCGUAUGUGCAGCAGCGCCUGGGCUGGCACGUGGACUGCACAGGCCUCAUCGCUGCCUACCGCGCCCUUGUGCUGCCUGUGGCCUUCGUACUGGCCGUGGCCUGCACCGUGGCCUGCUGCAAGAGCCGCACUGACUGGUGCUCUUACCCAUUCGCGCUGCGCACCUUUGUCUUCGUCAUGCCGCUCAGCAUGGCCUGCCCCAUCAUGCUCGAGAGUUGGCUCUUUGACCUCCGUGGCGAGAACCCCACGCUCUUUGUACACUUCUACCGCCGCUACUUCUGGCUGGUCGUGGCUGCCUUCUUCAACGUGAGCAAGAUACCCGAGCGCAUCCAGCCGGGCCUCUUCGACAUCAUUGGCCACAGCCACCAGCUCUUCCACAUCUUCACUUUCCUUAGCAUCUACGAUCAGGUGUACUACGUGGAGGAGGGCCUGCGCCAGUUCCUCAAGGCGCCACCCGAUGCGCCCACUUUCUGUGGCACUGUGGGCUACAUGCUGUUGCUGGUCAUCUGUCUGGGGCUGGUCAUCAAGAAGUUCCUAAACAACUCGGAAUUCUGCAGUAAAAAGUGAGCCUCUGCCUUGGAGGAGGCUGCCAGCUCGCCCACUUUUUUGUAUGGAGUUUCUGUUGUUGCUGUUGUUGGUUUGUUUUCAAGUUUUGUUGUGUUUUCUUCUUUGCUCGAGGAGGGUGCUGCAAAACAACAGAGAAAAAGUCCAAUGCGACGGGGGUGGGGGCGUCUCAAUGCACUUGGGGCUUUGGAAGAGGGAGAUGGGGCAAGCAGGAGGCAGAAGGCCACUGGUCCUUGAUCCUGGGAAAAAAUUCAAGUGGUGUCUGUGACAUCCAAGGAUUUUUCUAAGGCAGCGAAUAAAACCCCCAAUAAAACCUCUAACAGUUCGAUUUUCCAAUCGUCUUCUCUGCCAGAGGUAAUAACAAGUAGCCCUUGUGAGAUCAGGCAUGCAGUAAAGAGGGUAAGUAGACAAAAUCCCUGAGUACUUCCAUUUCAGUCUGAGGAAUGCAUGGAUUUAAAGAAUAGAACGUUGUAGGAAAGGAGCACAGAGACAGAAACCCAGGGCUUAACCUGCUAGAAAAUGCAUGGAAUGUGAACUCACGUUAAUUAUUUCAAAAUGUUUCUCAGAUGUUAUUUAAAUAGUAAUAUAUAUAGUGAUUUCUCAUAAUUUAUCAAAGCCUGUGAUCUGCACUGAUUUAUCUUUGUCAUGUAGUUUUGAAUUUUGCAGCCCUUCUGCAUUGCAUACACUUGAACUGGACACCAGGGCAAGCUGCUUGAGAGUUCUCGGCUGCUUUUUUAAACAGUAUUUUUUGAAGGCCUGUGUGUGUCAUGCUACAACUGUGAAUUGUUCUACCUUAGGGACUCUGGUUAAACUAUUAGGUGAAGCUAAGUGGUUUGUUUAGAUCCCGGGUUUUCUAUUUACUUUAAUGUAUUCCACAAAACCCAUUCUAUUUUUUGUUUUGUUUUCAAUCUUAUUUCCUUCUCUACUGAUUUACAUUGCCACUGGGAUAAAUGUGCCUUUUGAAGCAAUGUCCAAAUGACUGGUCCUCAAACAAUAGUUUCUUGCAUGGGGAGAGCAGUAGGAGUAAACUUUUCUUACCUUAUUGCAAAUCAAGGUUUAACAUUCCUUCCACCCAGAAGGGAAGGAAGAUGGUGUUGGUUGUAAGUUUUUGGUAGGAUUGGAAGUGGCUUUCCAGGACAGGCAGAGCAUUUGGCAUCUCUAUAAGGAGAAAGCAACCCACUAAUGUGGCUGUGGUUCCUAGUGCAGCCAUGGGGAAAGCGAGAGGACUAUGUUCUGGACUGAUGGUCUCUAGCCUUGCUUGAAAUUAAAAUUGUUAUAUUCAAGAAUUUUUAAAAAGGCAGUUAUAUGAUGAAAGAGUAUAAUACUUGAGUUGUAACUGAAAAUAUUGAGUUAAGUAGGAUUACCUUUGUCUGGUCAAGCACUGAAGUCUCACUUGGAUCCAGACCAUGGAGAUGAAUGGCGGUCACCCUAAGUCAUUGACAAAUUAGGGAACACGCUCCUGAGAUCCUCUCUGACAACCACAUUGGCCAGUGUUACAUACAUUUCUCAUAAACGUGGUCGUGGACCUCAGAGGGCUACUCUAGAUUAAUACAGGUGGCUUAUUUGAAUACUUAUCACACCUCCUGAAAAGUCCUUUUGGUUAAGAGCCAAAUAAGUCAUUGAAUUGGUAAGUUUUGACUUCAUGGUAUAAUUUAGAUCAAGCACAGGAGAUAGAUGAACACUUACCUCAGCACUGGUAGGCCGGUGCUCCUGCCAAGCUUGCCAUUUUUAUUUAUGCUUUUAAUUGCUACUGUAUUUGUAAACAGAGAGGCUGGGCACAAUUCCCUGGAGCAACCAGUAUCCUUGUGUGUUCAUUUGCAGUCAGAAGUUAACUUUAUAGAUGACUAUAUUUAACUUAGGAGCUCGUAAUGGGAUCAUAAAUACACUUUGCACGUUUGCUGAUGGGUGUCAGUGUCUCAUCUUUGGCCAAGUGCAAGGAGAUUCCUGUGAGGUUACAGAGUCUGAGACUUGUGCCCACCACGGAUGUUAUUCCUUAGCCAUAACUUAAUUCGGUACAUGUAUUCAAGGACAGUGGUGGAAAUCAGGCUAUUUCCACAUGCAAACUCAUUUGUAUCUUGUUGUCUCUUCUGGAGCCCCAAAGAAUGUUGGUUUGGAAGCUAGAAAAACAGGUUGAGGAGUAUUUUGGAUCUUCCUUGUAAAAUAGGAACCUCCUUUUUCAAGAGAAACUUUCUAGAGACAAACUUUCAAGGGUUGAUGAGUUUGAGAACAAGAAAUAAACCCGCUAUUUGCCAUUUUAAAUUUUGGUUGGCGACCUUCUGGAUCCUCGAACGGAAUUCUCUUGUCACCCUGUGUCUUUGUCCUUAAGCAGAGGCCACUUAAGGAUAAAAUUAUACCCAUAUCAUUUUCAAGUGAUUAUGAUGCAUGAGCCCAGUAAGAUGACACACUUUUACCCUGGAAGCUUUCAGCAGAGGGAGGACACACUUUCCUUCCCUUUGCCUUUUUCUUCCUGUGCUUUCUCUUUCUGAUUCCACCUUCAUUUUUAUAUACCACAUGCAACAUUGACAAAGGACAUUCUGGGUGAAAACAGUGGUUUGGCUUCACUUCAUGUUUCCUAAUAGGUACCGUAUACACUAUGGUCUGUAUGCCAGGGAUGAUUUGUGAAGCCGUAUGUGUUAUUUGCCCAGUUAUAUCGGAUUUCUGUCAAGAUAAAUGAUGAUAUUUUAGAAUCAGCCAAUGUUUACUCAGCCUCCACAUUUGCAUGGAACUCUGCAGGUAUCUUACAUAUUUCAGGGGUAAUACGGCAAUCAGAAUAAAAUUGCUUUUAAAAGAUUUUUUUCAUGCUCUCCAUUUUGCAACAUCCUUUAAGAUUCUGUCUUAGUUGAUUGUGUUCAGCUGUUGGAAAUGCAGGACAAAUGAUAAAGAAGAGUGCACUCCCUUAUCUCUGUACAACCUAUUUUGACAGAAUUUUGAAGCCUAUUAUGUAAUGCAUUUUAUUUUUACUUGUUAGUCAUGAUCUAGAUGACAUCUCAAGGAGCAGCAUCAGAGAGUCACGCCUGGGAAAUGAGGGUGUCUGACUUCCAUGCCUGUCACCCCGUGGGUCGGUCUCUGGCAUUGACUCAUGCUGGUUUAUGUGUCUAAAGGUGGUGGUGGGGGGAGGGCUCCCUUCCUCCCUGCCCUUGUAUCUGCACGUUCAGGUGAAGAGGGUGACCUUCCCAGAGAGAGGAAGUGAGUUCUUCCUUCAUGUCAUGACUGGCCUGUAAAAAUAAAUGUGUUCUGGUCCCCUGGCCAUACCCUUUCUAUAAAUAGUCCAGGAAGAAAAGCAUGGGGCUCCAGAGCUGGCCAGAGUGGCCUUCCCACGUUUCCAUUCAUAAAUCCUGCCUGUAAGGGAUUGCAGUCAAAAACCGUUUACCUAAUUCAUCAUACUACUUCAGGGGAAUCGUUCUAAAGAAUGCAAAAUUUGGGGAUGGAGGCGAUUUUUGUAAAUUUUUCUGAUUUGGUGCUGAAUCUGAGAGCUAACAGCAAUAAUAAAUGGGGAUUUUAAUCUUCAAACCUCUUCACAACUUGAUUUAAUCUGCACAAAUCUAUAGGGGGAGGCAGGUACAAUAGGCGUUACCUCCAUUUCAAGGUUAUACUGUUGGUCUAAGGUGACAGACUUAGAAUGUGGGGAUUGGUUGUGUGCUCAAUUGCAUUUACUAGUUGGCAUGGCUAUGACACCUGGCCAAGCGCACUGACACUAAUCGGAUUUUUUCCGCCUUUCAUUGAUUACCUUAUAAUUGUAUAACAGAGCGAAGCAAGAGGUGGCUAUCCUUGAAUUUAGACUAUAAAACUGUAAACAAAAUGUUAUCAGCUACUUAAGUAUUUUUUGUCUUCUUGGAUUGUUCUUCAUCUGUUGAAGUUGUUGAUUUUCAUUCAUUUGUUCAUGUAAUCCCUUUGGUGAUCACUGAGCACCUUUUGCAUGUAAGACUUUGGGCAAGGAACCAUCCGUAUUAUUACAGCUGUUACCCUUUUGUUUGCUGGUGAAACAAAGGUAGGAGCACCAGAAAGGCCCUCUGGCCAGGGACCAAACUCUGUCCUCGGCCAUAAGCACAAGGUCCUAAGCCACUAAAUUUGGUUCUUUUCUCCUUUUCAUUAGCCUAAGAGCAAUGCAUUUCAAUUAACAUACUAAUUUACCCACAAUCGGUUUCUUUCUUUUUUCCAGCCUGCUCCUAGGCCUGUGUGAAUUUUAUUGAUAAAAAUAACUAGAAAGUUUAAUGUAUAAUCUGGGUAAAGGGAGAGCAGGCAUACGUACAAAGAGUGGAAAAUUUAAUCAUGACUAAUUAAUAAAGACACUAAUAAUCACUUUGGGAAGGUUAGUAGUAUUCAUAUUAUCAUGAAGCAAGGUUCAUCCAAAGUGCCUAAACUGUGAUGUCAUUAAGUGUCUGCAUUUUAUACAUAGUAUAAUCAAGUUCUUUUUAAAAUGUGAGCUUAAAUACUUAUAUCUCCAAAGAUUAGCCAAAGUGAACUAAUGUUCUUUCACCUUUUUUCUCUUUUAAGGUCUUUGCGUUGUAACCUAUGAAUCCUGUUGUAGAAAAAAAAAUAAUAAUCUGGAGGAAUUAUAUAGAAAAAGUAUCAGAAGUAAAAAAGUCAGAAAGCAUGGGAAAGGGAGAACAAGGAGGAUUAGAUUCAAACAAUUGCAACCACAAGUUCAACUACGGACAGUUUCAACUACAGUUUCGCUUGAGUUUUACAUUUUGUCCCUAGAAAAGCAUGUGCGUUUCCAAGGUGUUAGUGCUUAAACAGGCAGGCGAGGAAUUCUCUUUGGCAGCCUGACCACAUCCUGUAGCUUUUGACCUAAGCACUAGUGCCUAGGUAUAUUUUGAGUAGUACAUGUACCCCAGCUUAAUGUCCUUAAUUUGUCUCCAUAAAAUUAGGGCAUAAGACAAAAAGGCACUAGGGGAUAGCACCAGCCAAUUGUAAAUCACCUUUUGAAUCAUUUUCUUGAAGGAUUGCCAAUAUUCUCUGACAUACCGCCUGACAAAAAGUGACCAAGUCUAGACAGAUGGAAAAAAGGAAGCAAUCAUUGGUGGAAGCCGAGUACUACUAUAUUCCGUUAUGAUGGGCCAUACAUCUUCCUACUGAAGAUUUUAUUCCUUCAAUAUUCUGAAUAAUUAUUCCUUAAUUGCAAAAAUGGGUGUCCACUCUUCUUAGUUACUACACCAAAAGCUCAUACACAUUUUUGCUGUUAAAAAAGGACAAAUGUAUUUCUGGUUUGCAGAUUUCUAAUCAGUUCAUAGGAUUUUUUGUUUCCAAAUAGCUUCUUACAAGUCUGUGAGUGAGUUGUAGAAUUAGAGUGUUUAUUUAUAGGUCAGAGGCCAAGAAUGUUCAUCUGGUUGCUAAUUGUGGCAGGAUGUGACUUUUGAAAGCUCUGAACACACACCUAGAUGCAGCAAAAUGUUCACUUAUUGACUGUUGAACUCAGUGGAACAUGGCUUUUGGUUUGAGCUACCGAACAUGUUCUCCAGUGUAUUGUGUUUCUCCAUGUAAUGCAUGAUCUUUAAUACUUUUCGUUCUUGAACAAUCUCUGAAAGCUAUUCCAAACAUGGCAUUUCCUGAAUGUGCAACAUUAUUCUUGAAUGUGUAAAAGUGGCUGGCCACCUUUCUCAUGCCUUAUACUCCACCUAAAAUAUGCAAUAAGCACUCAAGGAGGAGUGGAGGGGUCCUCAGUUGGUUUUCUAACCAUUCUGUAGAGAUGUCCCUGCUCCUCACAGCUCACCACAACAUUGAGAAAGGACACAGUGUAAAUAAACCCUUGUUUCCAGAUGGAAGGAGUACAGGGACGCAUUAAUUUCAUUUCCUCUUUGAAGGCCAUCUCUAGUUAGAAAGCAUGAUCUGUUUUUAAUAUGCUGGAUGCAAAAAAGAAAAUAGGCAAAAUUUUUAGAGAAGUACUCUAAUUUUAUAUUUUAAAGUUUAUAAUAGCAAUUUGUUUGUAAAAACUGGCCUUAGCACAUAGAUGAGAACCAGCGCCUUUUGGAAAGCCUCAUCUUUGUCCUGGGAGUUUAAUCACCUUGAGCUCUUACCCAAAUGAUAAAGACCUAGUAGGUCUUUAAAAAUGUAAAUAGUGUAUAGUUUAAAGAAGGAUAAAAUCAACUUUUUUAAAAAAAGGAGAAAACAGGUCUGCUAUGUUAUAGGUGUGUCACAAGGCUAAAUGUAAAAAAAGUCUUUUUAAAAUUCUAGCUAGACACCUCAUUAAAUUCACUCUCCCAGCAAGGCUUAGCACAGAAGAGCUACGUUUCUACCAGGCUGGUUUUUUUGUGGAUGCUAUAAGCAAAAUUAUUCCAACUAAGCAACUGAGUACCAAGGCAAUAAAGAAACGAGGCCCAGUUCACUUUGAUGAAGGUACCGGCACAGUGCAUAACAUCACCAGGAAAAGGCACAGCCCUGGACACUCUGCUCUUUUUGUUUCUUUGGAGUAGAAAGAAAAAAGCCCCAGGGCAUCACUCCACAGACCAGGAAAAGGCUGAGUUCAGGGCUGGGAGAGGAUGUCACACCACUCUCUUCUCUGAAUAAAGCACACGGUAGCUCUGAACUCCCUCCAUUUCAAACUUCUCCCAGCCCAUGUCCAUCACCCUGGAAGCCUUCACUUUCCACAAACUCAGCCUUGAAGACAAAAGGUUUCUAAAGGAUUCCAUGUGUAUUUAGGCCUCUUCAAACCACCUGCCUUAGGAGGUUCAUCCAUUUCUAAACUAAGGAUUUAAACCCAAUGACUGUACUCAGAUUUACAAGAAUGUACAACCAGCAGGUCCCCUUUUGAAGUAAUCGAAGGGCCACACUCAUUUCUUCCCUCAGGUCAGAGACGGAGGAUUUAACAGUGACCAAAUAGAGACCUCCUGUGUGUUAGCAUUUUUUUUUUUUUUCAAGUUCAUUUAAUGGUGGUAAUGGAGGAAGAAAGGAGUAAAGGAUAAUGCAGGUAUGAAAAAAGAAACUGAAUAAUGUUUUUCCCCUGCUUGCUAAAUUAAUUCUUCUUAGGCCACCUUAAAGUCACGUCAUCGCCUACAUCCUAAACAGCUGAAUUUAGCUAGCUGGUGAAGCUUGCUCAGGAUGUGUGAGCUUCCAUUACAGGGACUCCAGUGUGGUUUCAAAUAGUUUCUGCCAGAAAAGCAUUCUUUAAUCAUAAGUCCAUAUUACCUGAUAAAUUAAGCAAAAUAAUCCAUAGAAAUAGAGAUUACUUGGUUGAUGCAUGUAGCUGAUCAAAACUGUGAUUCAUUUCUGUUGUACAGUUUGCUAUGAUUUUGGUUUUCUGAGAUAUUGUCCCCUACAAUCUUGAAUAUGAAAAUCUGUAUAAAUAAUAUAACUAUGCAUUUUUUUGCUGAAAAACAAAUAUAUGAAAUAAUAAAUUAUUUGUAAGCAUCGUG